GUCCAGCAGCGGCAGCGCCAUGCCGCUGAACUCCACUGCAAAGGCAUGGCUUCAAAGGCCCGCAUCCAAGAGCUCCAGGAGGAGUUGUCCGAGGCCGAGUCCGAGACUUUAAGACUGAAGAAGGCCGCGGAGCUCUGGCCGGCGAGGCAGAGCUCCAAGAAGGCAGAGCUGGCAGAGGCCCAGCAGGAACUGGAAGCCGUCGUGGCGAAACAUUCCAACGCCAAGGCUUGGAUUCAACAGAUCUACCACGGCCAUCUCAACCGGGAGAGCAUGGAGCGGGCCGUGCACUUGCGGGGUCAUCACAUCCCAAACCUGGAGAUGCAGUCGGCUGAACUCGAGCAGCAGCUGGCCGAUCACCGCGAGCGCUACGAGGCGCAGUGCCUCGCACAGCAGCUCGAGGUGGAAACGCUGAAAAGGAGCUUGGCCUUGCGCACGACAAGGCUCCGGGCAAAAGAGCAGGAAAGCGCCUGGCUCCAAACACGUGCUGAGGCCCUGGAGCAGGAGUUGACCCAUCUUCACAGCCUGCGAGCUGGCCAUCCCCAGAGCCUCACUGCCAUGACUUCCACGCCGCACUCUGCCUCUGCCCGGUCUCCGCAGUCCCACCCUGGCCAUCUCAGAUCGGAUAGUCCCGAGUCCUUUGCCUCGGCGACUCGAGUCUCAGCUAAUGCCGAACAGAAAAGCGGAGCUCGGCUCUCUUUGACCGGAGAAGGAGUAUCGCGACCGAUUUGA
This is a messenger RNA of Symbiodinium sp. CCMP2456, 729 nucleotides long. NCBI's taxonomy places the organism in Eukaryota, Dinophyceae, Suessiales, Symbiodiniaceae. The record is from the annotation of a GenBank genome assembly.